This is a messenger RNA of Cyphomyrmex costatus, 5428 nucleotides long. It is a transcript of the gene mu2, whose product is annotated as mutator 2. Gene Ontology annotation, molecular function: protein binding. The record is from RefSeq and is a predicted model, not a curated record. Bases 108 to 5411 code for a protein of 1767 amino acids. The transcript is spliced from 7 exons. Lineage: Eukaryota; Metazoa; Arthropoda; Insecta; Hymenoptera; Formicidae.
UGUAAUUAUUUAAAGAUUUUGAAUUGGUGAAGAUUUUUGGGAGAAAAGUGUUGCCGGUGUGAUCAAACAUUAAUUACUCUCGAAGAAGAAAUUUUUAUUUAAUAACAAUGGAUUUCUCAGCUACGCAAGUUUAUGAGGAUGAAGAUUAUUUAAGGACCGACUCACAUAUGUCAGAAGAGGACGAGUCAGUACAGGUUGGAAUGUUAAGCAUCAAUUCCACUGACUAUCCGAUUAAAAUAGGGAUUACAAAAAUCGGUAGACUUGAUACCUGCAAUAUUGUUAUUCAAAAUGAGACAGUAUCAAAACUGCAUGCAGAAAUUGAAGCUAGUGGUCGAGGAUCAACUUGGAUUUGUGAUCUAAAAUCUCUCAACAAAACAAAACUUAAUAAUUUAGUACUGAAAUCCAAUCGUUCUUAUGAACUUAAGGAUAGAAGUGUUAUUGAAUUCGGCGGAGUAUGUGCAACUUAUCAUACAUACUGUCCGGCCAACGACUUAGUAAUACCGGAAACACCUGCACCAUCGAGACAGAAAACUACUAAUAUAAUAAUUCCAAAUACACCAGAUUCAUCACUUAAUAAUUCAUCCGGUAUGGACAAUGAUGGAUCCAUUAUUCUUGGAACUCAAAAAGAUGACGAGAACAGCAUUUUUCGACGACCGCGGGUUUUACGACAAAAUUUAUCUCCAAGUAUUAAUAAAAAGAAUACUUCCAAAAAUGAGAGCAAUGAUUCGCUAAGUGCCAUUACAUUGCACACAUCUAAUAUUAAUGUUAGUGAGAAUCAAGUUAAUAUAGAUGAUACAGAGACACAAAAGUUUGAUGAAGAAUGCAAACCGACAUCAAAUUCCAUUUAUGAUAUGGAGACGCAAGGAGAUAUAUUCAAGCCUAUUGAAACGAAUACUAAAAUUACCAAGCAGCUACCAAAACUAAAUGUUUGUGACAAAACAGCUGGCAGAUCUGUAACAGAUAUCCAUGAUAUGGAAACUCAAAAUUAUAUAAACGAUAUUAAUGGAAUGGAAAUUCAAGAGAACAAUGUAAUAGCGGAGAAGUUUACGACGGAUAUUCAUACUAUGAAAACGCAAAUUUAUGCUGACAAUAUUGAUGAAGAUGACAAAGAUGCUCAGAAAUCUGAAAUUGAUAACAAUCAAGAAAAAAGUUUAGCCAAAAUUGAGUGCAAUAUUCACGAUUUAGAAACACAAAAGUAUGAUGAAAACUAUAUUGCAAAAGAUAUAUCUGAUUUGGAAACUCAACUUGAAUUACACAGUGUUGCAACAGGCGAGCAGAAUAAAGACAUAUCCAAUAUGGAAACUCAAUUCGAAGUAGAUAGUAUGGCAAAUGUGAUUAGUAAUGAUCGAGCCAAUAAGGAAAAAGAUAGAAAUAAUAUAGCAAAUACCACUAAAGACGAGAUAAAUCAUGAGAACAUCACAAAGUCACCGAGAUCCAAAUCCAGUAAUCCUAGAUCUUUGAAUAUAUCUUCACCAAAAGUUAAAGAUAGUCCUCCUUCAUCGUUAAAUCAGAGUGUUCAUUUGCUUGAAUCAUCAGAUUUAUUAGAGUUCUUUAGCGAAGGCAUUGAUAAGCAAAAAAUACAAGUAUCUAAUGCGUCUACUCCGAAACAGCUUACAAAAGUGUCAUCGAAAAAGUAUAGUGAUGUUGAAGAUGUGCAAAACACAAAUAAUGAAGAGAACAACGAUGAAGAUAUUUUCGAAGCUCCUACUCAACGCAUCAAUUGCAAAUUCGAUGCUUUAAUGUCAGACGAUUCCGAAAUCGAUGAGGAAGAUUGGAUAACAAUAUGUAAAAAUUCCAAAAAGAAGCAUAGGAAGCCUCACUCAGAACAAACUAACGAUGAUUCGGAAUCAACCGCGGAAGAAAACAUUGCGAAACUUGCUGAAAAGAAGUGUAACUUAAGAACUUUAAAUAAGGCAUCUGAUGAAGUCAUAAAUAGCAAUGACCCUGGUACGAGUAUCGAAUCUGAAGAUAUGUUUGAUGUACCAACGCAAUUGAACAAUCCUAUGACUAAGAAUACAUCGAAUUCUUUAAUUGAUCAAUCACAAAACUCUAAAAUUAAUGAGGCUAAGAUUAGUAAUAUACUAUCGACGCAAAUUAUAAACAAUCAGAAAAAUAUACCUAUGCCAGAUAUUAAUGAUGUAGCACCUACUCAACUCAUUUUAUCACGUGAAACUUCUCCGAAUAAUUCUAUGAACUUGGCUUUGAAAAAUAAUCAAAACGAUGUGAAUGAUGUGGCAAAUAAGCGAAUUAAUACAAAAUCGGUUGGAAAUCUUGAUCGUGAAGAUAUAGAUUAUGAGCUUGCGCCUACACAAGUAAUCGGUGAAAUUGAAAAUGAAGGAAAGGGAAUUUCCACUUGUGCAAAAGGCUCUUCUCAAAUAAAUGAUACUCUUGAAGAAAAACUGAAUGAAAUGUUUGAUGAUGUAAAUAAUGAUACGAAUAGCAUUCACGAAUCGCCACAUAUGUCGACGCAAUAUCUGGAAGAGAUUCUGGAAUCAUCGCAAAAUGAUGACUCAACUAAGAAAGUCAACGUUGAUGACAGAGAUGCAUGUAACGUGUCACAGAAGCAAACAGAAAAGAAGAAACAUGCAUCCUGUAAUCAACAUUCACAUAAUUUAUUGGAUAGUGAGAUAAAUACGAGUAAUGUAAAUAAGGCAGAGACUGAAUCGCAAAAUUCAGAUAUUUAUUUUUCUACUAUUACUUCACGACGAAAGAAAAAUAUUUUAAGAGAUACACAAGAGUUCGCAGACUCUGUGGAGGAUAUAACUCCUGAUCAAGACAUUGAUUUUCCUCAGACGUCUAAAGUAAAUAAUGAGAAAGCUAUGCUAGAUAAUGUAGCUCAAGAAUCUAACAAGAGAAAAAAAAGAAUCGCAAAGACAAAACACGAAUCUGAUUUAGUAACGGAAACAAUAAAUGACAAUGACAAGAAUAAAAUCAUUUCAGAUCGGAAUAACAAAAGAAGUAUUCAAAGUUCAAAAUUGAUGAAACGUGAUGAUGAACUCGCAGAAACGAGGAAACAAAUCUUGAAAAGUGAUCCAAUUGAAUUGAAAGUUGAUGAUACAAAAGAGAAUACAUCAAUUUGCAUACCUUGCCCAUCAGGAAAUGGACAACGUGCGCAAAUACUGGAUACAUUGUAUGAGAGUGACGAUGACAUUCUAAUGCGCUUACCAGCCGUUAGAAUAUCAGGUACACUUUCAAAUCCAGCAAGUCCUUCUGCAUCAUCAUCGUCAACUGUGCGUAGCACUAAAUCUAAACGAAAUACCGCAAGGGGUAAGAAAAAAGAAAAUACAUCCUUUAAAGAAAAAUCAUUACGUAAACAAAAUAUUAAAAACUGUGAAAAACACAAUAAGUUAUCUAUUGAUAGUUCAAAUCUCAACAAUUUGACUGGUAAAAUAUCAGACUUUGUGGAUACUUCCGAUGAUUCUAACGAAUCCACCUAUGAACGAUUCCAACAAAUUGCAGAUAGACUAUACAACAAUGAAUAUAGUUGUCCGAAACGGCAGAAGAAAAGAAGCAAAGAAAGUUCACGAGUUUCGCCAGAUGUGUCAGAAGAUCCAAAGCAGAGUAUGGAUGUCAAAUUGAAAAAUUCUGCGACGACCAGUUCAAGAAUAACAAGACAUUCCAGCAAAAAAAAUGACGAGGGUCCACAUAAUCAGAAAGAAACUUUAAAAAACAUAGUCUCUGGAGCAACUGAAUCUACGCAGUCUGAAACGAAAUCUAUUAUCGGUAAAAGAAAGGUAUCUCUAAAUGUGAUAGAAAAAAGUGUGGAACAAACUACUUCGAAAAAACGUAAAACUGUCACUGAGGAAUGUCCAGUUUCUACACGUAGUCGCAGAAAUGCCAUGAAAAUCGCAACCAAUAGGCAAUCCCCGAAUAUCCUUGAACAUUUCACUAAAACAAGAUUACGUGAAAAUAUCUCUAAAAAUAUGAAAUCUUUUGAAGAUAAUAAAGCAAUAUCUAAAACUACGUUAGAAGAAACUCAAGAGAUCUUCUUAACAGAUGGAAAUGUCUAUCCUGAGAAAGUCAAUGUUAAACGAACUAGACAAACGAGACAAAUAAUUUAUGACAAUCAAGUUAUGACACAUGGCAAUGAUGUAACUCCAAGUGAAAAUAGUAAAAAAAAUAAACCAUCUCCAACAAAAGGAGUAGAAGCACAGACGAAUAAGCCACAAAAGAUUCUGAAAGUUAUACUUAGUCCCUUAAAGAGCUUCUCAGAUGAUGCAUCGCAAGAAGUCGAAAGUAUUAUGACAAGAGGUUCAAGUAAUAUACAAGAUAAGAAUUUAUCAAUCAGAGAAGGUAGUAAGGCAAAAAUAUUUAAAAGAAAAUUGAGAACCAGAAGUAAGAAACAACAAAAUUCAGAUACUGAAACAGAUUCUGUUUUAACUGAGAGUAGUGUGUCAUCUGAAAUAGAAGACUCUGAUAAUACACAACUUGACAAUGUUGUACUAAAAACUAAACGUGAAAAAUCUGCUAAAAGUUUCGUUUCUUCGCUGCUAAAAACACAAAUCUCAAUUAAAAAAACAGAAAUGUUUAAGAAGCCUCGAAUUACUCGAAAUUCUACAAGUUCACUUCUUGAUAUCUCCGCAGAAAACACAACUGAUGAAAAUAGUCAAGGCAGUAUCGAAAGUAACGCUUCGAUAAGUUCUAGAUCUUCACGAUCAAGGACAACAAGAAAGAAGAUGGAGUCGAAUCAAAAUACUCAUAAACUAAUUGACAAGACUGCUUCAACACUACAUACAAACACAGAAACUACAUCUCUUAUUUUAACGCCUUCUAGAACACGCAGAAGUACGUCGAGUCUAAAUAAUUCGAUAUCAUCCGCAAUGAAACAUAACGUUUUAUUUACGGGUAUAAUGGAAGAUUAUAGUGAGAUUGUCAAUACAUUAGGUGGAAGCAAAGUGGAAGAUCCGGCAGAAUGCACCAUUUUAGUUACUGAUAAAGUUCGUCGAACGUAUAAAUUCUUAUGUGCGUUGGCAAAAGGUAUACCUAUAGUGACGAUCGAUUGGUUAAGAGAAAGUGAAACUGCGAAGAGGUUUCUAAAUUGGGAAAAUUAUAUAUUAAAAGAUCCCGCAGCCGAAACCAAGUUUGGUUUCAGACUGAGGAAGAGUCUUAAUAGAGCUAAGGAGAAAAAAAUGCUAGAUGGUUAUAUCGUUGUAUUAACGCCGAAUGUCGAGCCACCGCCUAUAAAAGAAUUGAAAGUCAUAGUGUCAUCUUGCGGAGGAAAAGCUCUAUUACGUCCUCCGACUAAAUGGCCCGAAAAAGCAGUGGUUUUAUCUCGUGAAGAAGAUUUGCGAAAUGCAAAAAAGUUUCUUGUUAAAGCACCGAAGACUGUUACAGUACAAUCUACAGAAUUUAUUCUAACUGGCAUCUUAAGACAGGAAAUAGAUUUUGUUAAAUAUAAAUUAACAGGCUAAUUAUUAAUACUCAUAGA